Messenger RNA from Carcharodon carcharias (great white shark), 1257 nucleotides. It is a transcript of the gene ndr2, whose product is annotated as nodal-related 2. The coding region runs from base 1 to 1257 and encodes 418 amino acids. The transcript is spliced from 3 exons. Gene Ontology annotation, cellular component: extracellular region. The record is from RefSeq and is a predicted model, not a curated record. Lineage: Eukaryota; Metazoa; Chordata; Chondrichthyes; Lamniformes; Lamnidae. Gene Ontology annotation, biological process: BMP signaling pathway; SMAD protein signal transduction. Gene Ontology annotation, molecular function: cytokine activity; type I activin receptor binding; growth factor activity.
AUGCGGAUCCCAGUCCCAGCGUUGCUGCUGGUUCCAGUUCUCGUCCGCGUCGCCCAUGGGAAUCGAACAGGCAAUUGGACUUGGCCUGUGCUGGACACCAAACCGGGGCCCCCGCCCACCCGCGGGGAGAUAGCUGCAUUCAUCAAGCGCCUGGAGGCUCGGAACAUCAGCCUGAAGCUGCCCUCCCACAUGAUCAACCUGUACCGCAGCUACAACUCGGGCAAUUACACUGGCCUCUUGUCUCAUGAGAGGCUGUCGGAGGCGGACACUGUGCGGAGUCUGGUGGCAAAAAGUUUCCAUCACAAUGGGAGCCGCUGGAUUCUCAUAUUUGACAUGUCCACUCUCGUGGCCAACGAGAAGCUUCAGUUUGCCGAGCUGAGAAUCAGCGUGCCUGCCUUUGCAGAGUCCUGCUCUCUCCUGGAGCUCCAUCAUCAGUCUGAAUACCCGUGUGGGUCAGCCACCUGCCAGGAUCAGCUCUUCUUGGGCUCCUUCCCUCCGGAUUCGGUGCUGGAGGAUGCCGCGGACUGCGCCAUUUACAACGUCACCGACAUCCUGAGGCACUGGAUCAACCGCAGGAAGCCCAGUGAGAAAGGUGGGCUCGCUGGGCUCCAGUGGCCAGAGAGCCCAGCCUGCAGGAGGAAGAGGUCCCUCCCCUACACCAACGCCCAGGGUAAGACUGAGACCAAGGAGACGGCGCUGCUCCUGGUGUUCUCCCGGAGACCCGAGCAGAGCUGCUCGGAAGGUUCCUCGCUUCUGAAAGACGCCAAAACCUCCAAGCGGGUGCGGAGGCCCCGAAAGCGAAGGGGCCGCCGGCCAAAGCGGAAGGGCCAGGCGGCGCAGCAGCUCAAGAGCGCCCACGGCAAAGGCAGAGGAAGGGGCAGGGCUGGACGUAGCGGCGCUCCCACUCUCCAGCACCCCCGGCACCACAAUCGAAGCAACAGCCCCACCGAGUGCCGGAGGAUCACGUUUCAGGUCAAAUUUGGUAAGAUUGGCUGGGGGUCCUGGGUCAUCUUUCCAAAGAUGUACAACGCUUUCCGCUGUGAGGGAGAGUGCCCAUCGCCAUCUGGGGAGGAUGCCAAGCCCACCAACCAUGCUUACAUGCAGAGUCUGCUGAAAUUCCAUCAUCCCACACUGGUGCCUUCACCUUGCUGUGUCCCCAUCAAAAUGAACCCAAUGAGCAUGCUGUACAUCGAAAAGGGUGAGGUGGUGUUGCGUCACCACGAGAACAUGGUGGUACAAGAGUGUGGCUGUCGCUGA